UGAUCCAACGGUCCAGAUUGUCGCGUCACCUUCAAGCUUCAAAAGCCUUGACAAAAUAAACAAGAAAGAAAAACCCUCGCAUUUUAGGGCUAAACAAUACAAAACUUACGCCUCCCACAGUUCGCUCUCUCUCUAAAGCAGCACGAAUCUAUGGCAUUGCCAAAUCAACAGACUGUGGACUACCCAAGUUUCAAGCUUGUAAUUGUUGGCGAUGGUGGCACGGGGAAAACAACAUUUGUAAAGAGGCAUCUUACUGGUGAAUUUGAGAAGAAAUAUGAACCAACUAUUGGAGUGGAAGUUCAUCCGUUGGAUUUCUUCACUAACUGUGGGAAAAUCAGGUUUUAUUGCUGGGAUACUGCUGGUCAAGAAAAAUUUGGUGGCCUUAGGGAUGGAUACUACAUCCAUGGACAAUGUGCGAUAAUCAUGUUUGAUGUCACAGCUCGGUUAACAUACAAGAAUGUCCCUACAUGGCAUCGUGAUCUCUGCCGGGUAUGUGAAAACAUCCCGAUUGUCCUUUGCGGGAACAAGGUCGAUGUGAAGAACAGGCAGGUGAAGGCAAAACAGGUUACUUUCCACAGGAAAAAGAAUUUGCAGUAUUAUGAAAUAUCAGCAAAGAGUAACUACAACUUUGAGAAGCCUUUUCUUUACCUUUUGUUGAAUGUUCUCAGCCAUGAGGCAGAGCUUGCUGCAGCUGCCAGUCAACCCCUUCCAGAUGACGAUGAUGAGUCAUUUGAUUAAAUUGAUCUUAUCCUUGAUGAUACUUCGUGAUGCAUUCCCUUCCAUAUGAUGAUGGUUUCCCAUUUUUUCUUGCCUGAUUUGUGGGAUUCUUGUUUCAAGGAUUUCUAGUCCUCAAAAAUGUGAGAUCUAAUGGUAUGUGUAGGUGCUUUUGAAAUAUUGGAUUGUUAUGAUCUGCUUUGCUUGUGGGAAGAUGUUCUUUUUGUCAUGUCUUCUGAAUGUUGAGAUAUUAUAUGUACGAUGUAGGUCGUAUAAACGUUUGAGUUCUUUGUCGAUACAUUUGCUCUGUUUCUUGUGGAGAUUUUACUGCAUAGUUUGCUCAUA
Olea europaea var. sylvestris is the source of this 1059-nucleotide messenger RNA. Its product is annotated as GTP-binding nuclear protein Ran-3-like. Bases 151 to 738 code for a protein of 195 amino acids. Gene Ontology annotation, biological process: ribosomal subunit export from nucleus; protein import into nucleus. Lineage: Eukaryota; Viridiplantae; Streptophyta; Magnoliopsida; Lamiales; Oleaceae. The record is from RefSeq and is a predicted model, not a curated record. Gene Ontology annotation, cellular component: nucleus; cytoplasm. The transcript has 7 exons. Gene Ontology annotation, molecular function: GTP binding; GTPase activity.